ACACGUUGCUACAGGGCAGCCGGUGCUCUCCGAUCCAAUACCGGACAAUUAAGGCACGGCGCCCCUGUGUUGACCUUGGCCUGCUGGGAUGGAGGGCAUCGGCAGCGGCUGGGCCGCAGAGCUAACGCCGUCGUGCGUUGCCAGUGUGGAGGGAAACAACACUGGUCAGGUCUUCGAGGCGCCAUUGCGGAAUGGCUCCGCCAAGCGCAGCUCCCAGUUUGUGGGCGUGGAGCUGCUGCAGUCCUUCAAGCUGCUCAUCAUCCCAUGCUACACCCUGGUGGUUCUGGUGGGCGUCUUCGGCAACUAUCUGCUCCUCUACGUUAUCUGCCGCACCCGCAAGAUGCACAACGUCACCAACUUUUUCAUCGGCAACCUGGCGUUCUCUGACAUGCUGAUGUGCGCCACCUGUGUCCCGUUCACGUUGGCCUACGCCUUCAACCCUCGUGGCUGGGUAUUUGGCCGCUUCAUGUGCUACCUGGUCUAUCUCAUUCAGCCUGUGACUGUAUACGUGUCUGUCUUCACUCUUACUGCCAUCGGUGUAGACCGGUAUUAUGCCACAGUGCAUCCUCUGAAAAAGCGCAUCUCAGUCUUGGCGUGUACCUACCUUCUGGCUGGGAUCUGGCUGUUGUCUUGUGGGCUGGUGGCCCCAGCUGUGGCCCACACCUACCAUGUGGAGUUCAAGAAUGAGGGCUUCACCAUCUGUGAGGAGUUCUGGAUGGGCCAGGAGAGGGAGAGGCUGGCUUAUGCGUACAGCACGCUCUUCAUCAGCUACGUCCUGCCUCUGUCGGCCCUGUGCAUCUCGUACCUCUGUAUCUCUGUCAAACUUCGGAACUGUGUUGUGCCUGGCCACCACACCCAAAGUCAAGCUGAGGCUCAGCGCACACGCAAGCGGAAGACGUUCCGUCUGGUGAGCCUCGUGGUGGCGGCCUUCGGAUUCUGCUGGAUGCCCAUCAGCGUGUUCAACGUCCUGCGGGACAUUGACAUCGACCUGAUCGACAAGCGCUACUUCCUGCUCAUUCAGCUGCUCUGCCACCUGUGCGCGAUGAGCUCAUCGUGCUGUAACCCCUUCCUCUACGCCUGGCUGCAUGACCGCUUCCGUGCCGAGCUUCGCAAAAUGUUCACAUGCAAGCGCCGCAUCGGCAUUCCCGCCAAUAACUGUGCCACAGCCAGCGUGGUGCUGUGAGGCUGGGUUUCUCCGGGCCUCUCUCAUCC
Lampris incognitus (smalleye Pacific opah) is the source of this 1212-nucleotide messenger RNA. It is a transcript of the gene prlhr2a, whose product is annotated as prolactin releasing hormone receptor 2a. Bases 89 to 1183 code for a protein of 364 amino acids. Gene Ontology annotation, cellular component: neuron projection; plasma membrane. Lineage: Eukaryota; Metazoa; Chordata; Actinopteri; Lampriformes; Lampridae. The transcript has 3 exons. The record is from RefSeq and is a predicted model, not a curated record. Gene Ontology annotation, molecular function: neuropeptide Y receptor activity; neuropeptide binding. Gene Ontology annotation, biological process: G protein-coupled receptor signaling pathway.